This is a messenger RNA of Amoebophrya sp. A120, 340 nucleotides long. Lineage: Eukaryota; Dinophyceae; Syndiniales; Amoebophryaceae. The record is from the annotation of a GenBank genome assembly.
UGGAGCCGCAAAAAGGAGUUGUAUGCGAGGUAUGUUCUCCUCAGUGUGCUCGUCAAACUCACGAAGCUCGUGAACGGUCUGUGUCAGCUGGAGUGGCCGCAGAUGUGGGUGGGGUCGAGUCUUGGGAUUGGUUUCGACUUGAAACACGUUGACCACAGCAGGUUCGACAAGGACCAACGCGCCACCACUUCUACUAUUAGCAGAGGUACGACCUCCGGGUCGCGGUCAGAAGACGGUUUAGGGACGACUGCUCCGUUUAGAAGUUGUAACUUUUCCAGCGCUACAACUCGCCCUGCUGCAAUGUUUAGGAACCACCGGGAAGAUGAAGACCAACAGUUAC